Messenger RNA from Carcharodon carcharias (great white shark), 602 nucleotides. RefSeq names its product sodium- and chloride-dependent GABA transporter 2-like. Gene Ontology annotation, cellular component: membrane. The transcript is spliced from 5 exons. Gene Ontology annotation, biological process: sodium ion transmembrane transport. The record is from RefSeq and is a predicted model, not a curated record. Lineage: Eukaryota; Metazoa; Chordata; Chondrichthyes; Lamniformes; Lamnidae. Bases 39 to 602 code for a protein of 187 amino acids.
UGCUCUCAAAAGCAUUUGCCUCUGAAGAAUUCAAGAAAAUGAACAGCAAUGGUGGAGAAGUACAACAAAAAAGAACUGCCCCAUCCCAAAACUACCUUCGUGAGAAGAACAAGAAGUUGAAGGAGAGAGAAAAGUGGAGCAACAAUUUGGAAUUUGUCCUGUCAGUGGUUGGAGGAAUAAUUGGAAUGGGGAACAUUUGGAGGUUCCCUUACCUUUGUUACAAGAAUGGAGGAGGUGCAUUCCUCAUUCCAUAUUUUUUAUUCCUCUUUACUUGUGGAAUCCCAGUGUUUUUUCUUGAAAUUGCCCUUGGACAGUAUACUAGUCAAGGUGGUAUCACAGCUUGGAGGAAGAUCUGCCCCCUCUUUGAGGGUAUAGGUUAUGGUACACUACUCAUCAGUCUAUACCAGGUUAUUUAUUACAUCCUUAUUCUGACCUGGUCUACUUUCUACUUCUUCAAUUCUUUCUCUGCUGAACUGCCAUGGGCUCACUGUGGACAAGAGUGGAACACAGAUAACUGCAUGGAAUUUACAAAAAAUUCCUCAGCUAACAGUUGGAGAAAAGGAGAAAAUGCCACCAUGCCUGUUACUGAGUUCUGGGAGUAA